Notothenia coriiceps (black rockcod) is the source of this 485-nucleotide messenger RNA. RefSeq names its product enhancer of mRNA-decapping protein 3-like. The record is from RefSeq and is a predicted model, not a curated record. The annotation marks the transcript as partial. Gene Ontology annotation, molecular function: mRNA binding. The transcript is spliced from 4 exons. Gene Ontology annotation, biological process: P-body assembly; deadenylation-independent decapping of nuclear-transcribed mRNA. Lineage: Eukaryota; Metazoa; Chordata; Actinopteri; Perciformes; Nototheniidae. Gene Ontology annotation, cellular component: P-body.
AACUGGAAAUCAACACGAACAAAAGCUGGAGCUUCUGUGGCUUUUCUUGACUCUUCGCUACAGUUUUAUCGACACGCUAAACAGAGGUGGAAGAAGUAUUCAGAGGCUUUACUUGACUAAAACGAGCAGCAUGGCCACGGACUGGUUGGAGAGCGUCGUGUCGAUAAACUGCGGCCUGACGUUAGGAGUUUAUCAGGGAUCCGUUUCCUCCGUGGAUCACAGAAACCAGACCAUCUCUCUGAAGCUUCCCUUUCACAACGGGGUCAGGUGUUCCCUCCCAGAGGUCACCUUCAGUGCCAGGGAUAUAAAGGAGCUGAAGAUCCUGGACUUCCAGAGAACCGUCUCUGAACCCAGUUCUGAUCCGGGUUCUGCAGCAGAACCGAGCCUCGUCCCUGCAGAACGUCAGGGACAAAGAGACCCUCUUCAUCCUCAUCUUCAUCAUCAGGGGACAAACAGCACGGCUCCCAUCACCAUCCUACGCAGAG